CAUAUUAAAGUGAUUUUGGAAAAAAGUUAUUAGUGUUUGAGACAAUGAUUUUAAAAAGAAAAAGUUUGAUAGUGUUAUAUAAAAUCAUUUUUCAAAGCAAAAGGUUUGCAAAGGCUCCCUACAGUUAUAACUGAACAAAAUAUGUUACAGACGAGAGUUCCUUGACAAAUGGCCAUCUGGAGAAGGAGUUGGAUUGCCUGGAGGGGAUGGAAGGAAUACGACUGAGAGAUCUUCCGAGCUUCAUAAGAACCACAAACCCAGACGAAUUCAUGCUCCAAUAUUUCCUCCAAGAAACAGAGAGAGCCAAACACGCCUCCGCCAUCGUCGUCAACACCUUCGACGCAUUAGAGCACCAAUCUUUACUCGCCCUCCGAUCCAUGCUUCCGCCCGUCCACGCCAUCGGCCCAUUACAGUUCCUGGAAAACCAGGUCGAGGACAAAACCGUCAAAUCGCUCUCCACCAACCUCUGGAAAGAGGAUUCUGCCUGCCUGGACUGGCUGGACACGAAGCCGCCGAGCUCCACCGUCUACGUCAAUUUCGGGAGCAUAACGGUGAUGACCGCCGCCCAGCUGGUCGAAUUCGCGUGGGGAUUGGCCAAUUCCAACAAACCCUUCCUCUGGAUCGUCCGGCCGGAUCUGGUCUCCGGCGACGGCGCGAUGCUCCCGCCGGAGUUCGUGGAAGAGACGAGGCACAUGGGGAUGCUCGCGAGCUGGUGCCCGCAGGAAAGGGUGCUGACCCAUCCCUCCGUCGGCGGGUUCUUGACCCACAGCGGCUGGAACUCGACGGUGGAGAGCAUCUGCAACGGCGUGCCGAUGCUCUGCUGGCCGUUUUUUGCAGAGCAGCCGACGAACUGCCGGAUGGCUUGCACGGAGUGGGGGAUCGGGAUGGAGAUUGAUGGGGAUGUGAAGAGGGAGAAGGUUGAGAGGCUUGUGAGGGAGUUGAUGGAAGGGGAGAAGGGGAGGGAGAUGAAGAAGAAGGCCAUGGAAUGGAAGAAGAUGGCUGAAGAUGCUGCUCUGUUUCCAACUGGUUCAUCUCAUGUGAGUAUAGAUAGUUUCAUCAAGCAUCUGCUGAAGCAAUGAUCAUGCAGUUAUUAAGGUCAUCUCAUAUUGAUUUUCAACACUUUUGUUGUAUAAAAAUAUUGAAUUGAUACUCAAACUAUUACGUAUUUCUUUAAUGAAAUCUAUUUGUUAUGCUAUAA
Molecule: messenger RNA, 1198 nt
Organism: Cuscuta europaea
Lineage: Eukaryota; Viridiplantae; Streptophyta; Magnoliopsida; Solanales; Convolvulaceae
Source: the annotation of a GenBank genome assembly